AUGGUCCCAAGAGACGUCAAGGGCGUUGAGAACGUGAGCCUUGAUUGGCAUCAGUUUGCAAGUCCUUCAGGAAUUUUGGAAGGCUUUGAAGCAGCAGUCACUUUCGUGAGUUUGAAACCAUUGGUGCUGUUGGAUUGUCAUGGUGGAGUAUUAGGAAUACCUUUUGAGGAGUUGACUUUCCGGCCAUUUUCUACUCGGCCACGAAAUCCCGAAAUCGGCAACCCUUCAGUGUCCGCGAAGCGGCAACUGACUUAG
This is a messenger RNA of Cladocopium goreaui, 255 nucleotides long. Lineage: Eukaryota; Dinophyceae; Suessiales; Symbiodiniaceae. The record is from the annotation of a GenBank genome assembly.